This is a messenger RNA of Anopheles moucheti, 2603 nucleotides long. RefSeq lists its product as uncharacterized. The record is from RefSeq and is a predicted model, not a curated record. Lineage: Eukaryota; Metazoa; Arthropoda; Insecta; Diptera; Culicidae. The transcript is spliced from 8 exons. Gene Ontology annotation, biological process: proteolysis. Gene Ontology annotation, molecular function: serine-type endopeptidase activity. Bases 1 to 2262 code for a protein of 753 amino acids.
AUGCGCUGGUGGCCGGUGUUAUCGCUGGCCGCCCUGUCUGUUGUCACCUGCGCCAUAGAGGAGCUGUUCGAGAACGAUAAGUGUCACCUGCAUACGGGCGCGGAAGGCGUCUGUCGACGGGCGUCCGGCUGUGCCUGGUUACGACCUGCACUGCGUGCACACGAGAUCACCACCCAGCAGCUGGUCAACUGUGGUUUUGAAGGUGACGAACCGAUCGUCUGCUGUCGCACCGGCGACGGGCACACCAAAUCGAACCGAGUUGGCGUGCGGGCAUCGGCGAAGGCCUGUGCAACAUAUGACGGGAAGUACUCGCGGCUGUCGUUCCACAUCGUCGGUGGAAGCAAGUCGAAUAGUGGCGAAGUUCCGUUCAUUGGUGCGUUGGGCUACCGUGAUGAUGAUGCAGAGGACGGUUCGGCAUACAGAUGGGCGUGCGGUAGUAGUCUCAUCACGCUCCGGUUCCUAGUCACGGCAGCGCACUGCUGCAACAGUACAUCGUUCGGUGCGCCGGUAAUAGUGCGGAUGGGCACGAUAAAUCUAGUAACGCCCGCCAUUCCCGAGGAAGUACAGGAUCGCACGAUCAAGAACAUCAUCAUGCAUCCGAAGUACAAGAGCAGCCAGAAGUACGACGACAUCGCACUGCUCGAGGUGACUAGCCAGUUUAUGUUCGAUUCGGUACUGCAGCCGACCUGUCUCCAUGUCGAUGACGCCGAUUUUGAUGAUAAGACCGUGCUGUAUACGGCCGGUUGGGGCUAUACGACGAAUCGAUACUCACCGGAAGCGCUACUGAAGACGUACCUCUCCACCGUGCCGGUGGAGGAGUGUAACAAGGCGUACGACAUGUUUAAAGCCCGCAUGAAGGAUGGUAUACGACCGUCACAGUACUGUGCCGGCGGUAAUACCCAGCUGGUCGAUGGCCAUCCGCUAGCGAAUGAUGCGUGCGAGGGUGACUCAGGUGGUCCGCUGUACUAUGUGGCCGGUGGUGCGAAUGAACCGAAGUACUAUCUGCUCGGCGUCACCUCGUUCGGGGCCGGCUGUGGGUCCAAAACACCUUCCGUGUACACGCGCAUCUCGUACUACUUGGACUGGAUCGAAUCGCACGUGUGGCCAGCAGACCCACGCGACUCCAAAACGAACAAAAAAGAACCGACACAGGUGUAUUGGUACGGGCCUGGAAUGCGGCAAAUAACGGGUACACUGCUGCUGCUGCUGCUGGCCGCUACUGGCGGUGCCCUCUGUCAGAUGCUUUACGAGGGCGAUAGGUGCGAGUUGCGCGAUGGUACGGCCGGUGUCUGUACUGAUGCAACUGCCUGUCCCUGGUUUCUGGAGGUGAUCGUCAAGAACCGCCGCUUUGCCGAUCGUGUCUCGUGCGGUUUCGAUGGGCUGGUGGAGGUGAUAUGCUGCAAAACGAACAGUACGGCCGGUGCACGUCCGUUCGGUGUACGGUCCCGGCUGGCAUGUGACCAGGUACCGAAGUACACGUCGCGCCUCACCUUCCACAUCAUCGACGGCGAGGAGGCUAGUGAGGGCGAGUUCCCAUUCAUGGCGGCGCUUGGUUACCCGGCGGAAGAGGAUAGUCAGAAUGUGAGCUAUCGGUGCGGUGCGAGUCUCGUUUCCUCCGAUUUCCUGCUGACCGCUGCCCACUGUAUACCGACGAACGAUCGACCGACGGUGGCCAUUCUCGGUACCAACAAUCUUGCCCCUGGUAAUCAUGGCGUUGUAGUAGGAAUCAAGGCAUUCUUUCCCCAUCCAGAAUACCGGACCAAUCGGAACUAUCAUGACAUUGCGCUAGUGCAGUUGGAAAGACGGAUCGAGAACGAACCAGAUGUGAAUCCAAUCUGUCUCAACGAUGAUCUAUCGGAUCUGCCCGAGGCAACGGUACUCACCGCGGAAGGCUACGGCAUCAUCGAUCUAGACCGUAAUCUCCGGUCGAACCAGCUGAUGAAGGUGAACCUUACAACAGUAGCGUGGCAAAAGUGCAACCAAAGCUUUGCCGACAGCAACCUGCUGAAGAACAACCGGAAGCUACCGCAGGGUAUUGUCGCGACGCAGUACUGCGCAACCGGGCGUGAAAACGAAGAAACCAAGGUGGUGGGCGAUACGUGCCAGGGCGAUUCUGGCGGGCCACUUCAAAUUCUGGACGACGGCAAGUACAAGCUGGUCGGGGUCACCUCGUUCGGGAACGGUUGUGGCAGUAAUACACCCAGCGUAUCUACACGUGUCGCAGCCUACAUCGAUUGGAUCGAAAGUAUCGUAUGGGGAUAGGGACGUUUGACCAUUGGACUUUGACGGAACUUGAUCCAAAUAGAUUUCUUUUGAGCGCGAGCCAUGGUUAGAACUUUAAGCAAGUAGACAGAGAGAUAUAGAGAGGAGGAGCGAGAUAUAUAUAUGAGAUAUGAGUGAGGGAAAGAGAGCAGGGCACUGAAGAAGAUUGUCUAAAUGAUUAUAAUGAAAGUUGCACUACGAAAGACUUCGAUCACCGAAGAGAUGAUCACACUAUAUGGGCAGUAACAGUCAAUACUCAACAAUGCAGCCUGUCGCGAAGGUGUAAUUUCUAUACAAACAGGACAAGAGCAAGAACACUUGUACAGCUAUAAAAGUAUAUA